Messenger RNA from Labeo rohita (rohu), 1336 nucleotides. It is a transcript of the gene mettl6, whose product is annotated as methyltransferase 6, methylcytidine. The transcript has 5 exons. The record is from RefSeq and is a predicted model, not a curated record. NCBI's taxonomy places the organism in Eukaryota, Metazoa, Chordata, Actinopteri, Cypriniformes, Cyprinidae. The coding region runs from base 332 to 1204 and encodes 290 amino acids.
AGUGACUGUUACUAUGUUCCUUCAUCAAUGUAGUAGCUUGUGCGCGAAUAAGACAGAUGCUGAGCAGAACGACAACAUGCGACGUUUUAAAACAGCUUUUUUUUUUUAUUAAACAUGCGAAUAUUUUACUCUUAAUUAUUUAGCUCGCUUAAUAUAUAAGUAGUUGAAGUGCACGUAUGUACGUGAAACUGUUGUUUGCGUUGUUUCAUUGACGUGGUAACAUUUUAUCCAACAUAAAGUGCUGUGACUUGUAUGGUCGUAAACUUCACAGCAUUUUAUUUUAAGCCGUCGUCGUCUUAGUUUUAAUCAAAGAUCGGCAGCUCAAACAGUCAUGUCAGUGACAGGUGAGUUGGACUUGCUGGAAUCCAGUUCUGAUUUUCCCCAUCAGUCCACUGGUUUGAGUGAAAGGACACUUACACCAGAAGAGCUGGAGAAACUCAGGAAUGACCGAGUCUUAGUGUCAGACUUCAAGCAGCAGAAACUCGAAUUGGAAGCUCAGAAAAACUGGGACUUGUUUUAUAAAAGAAACACGACGAACUUUUUCAAAGACAGGCACUGGACUACCAGAGAGUUUGAUGAACUCAAAAACUGCAGAGAGUCUCAGGGGCAGAAGCUGGUGUUAUUGGAGGCUGGCUGUGGGGUUGGAAACUGUAUUUUCCCUCUUCUGGAAGAGGAUCUCAAUAUCUUCAUUUAUGCCUGUGACUUCUCUCCACGAGCUGUUGAAUUUGUGAAACAAAAUGCCUUGUAUUGCACCAAGCGAUGCCUUGCGUUUCAGUGUGACCUCACUAAGGACGAUCUCCAAGCCACCAUACAAGUGGAGACAGUAGAUGUAGCCACACUGAUAUUUGUUCUGUCUGCAAUUCAUCCUGACAAGAUGCAGAAAGCCCUGGAACAAAUGUAUAAGGUAUUAAGACCAGGAGGUAUUGUCCUCUUCAGGGACUAUGGACUGUAUGAUCAUGCCAUGUUGAGGUUUAAGUCGGGCAAUAAGCUGGGCGAGAAUUUCUACGUAAGACAAGAUGGGACCCGCUCCUUUUUCUUCUCAAGAGAGUACUUGGCUGGUUUGUUCCAACAGGCAGGAUUUGAGACUCUUGUGAACGAGUAUGUUUUGAGAGAAACUGUGAAUAAAAAAGAGGGUCUGUGUGUUCCCAGGGUGUUCUUGCAGAGUAAAUUUCGCAAACCUGUUUCAUCAUUAUCACCAGUGUAAAUAAGUCACAUUUUUGUAAAUGUAUUUUUCAAAGUGUCAUGCAUUAAUUUAUUGCAUUUCGGAUAAAUAACAUUUUCAGUCAGAUGUUGUUUUUACUGUCUCAUAAUGAAAUAAAAUCUGUAUAUUUUUCAA